AUGCCUAGACGCAAGCGUCCUCGUGACGUGGAAGAAUAUGAAAAAUACCAGGGCCUUGUCAUCUACAUUGGGAACGUUCAUUACGAUGCCAGCCCAGCCGACUUUGAACAAUUUCUUCAAGGCCAUGGUAUAUCAUGCACACUUUACUGGCCUGAAGCUGGAGAAAGGUCUCAUGGCGGAUGGUGUUGGGCUCGCUUCCAUCAUCAUGACCACGCUAGCCAUGCGAUCAACAACCUCAACGGCGCUAUUUUCUGCGGAAGAAUGCUCAAAACUGGGCAUGUAGCCACCAACUCUAAACGCGCUCGAUUCCAAGACGGGCCAUCGUCCUUUCAGGACCGCCCUGAAAUCUAUGAUAAUCCAUUUCGACGAGAGAACCCAUUUCCAUUCCCGAACGGAUUUCAAGCCUUCAAUCCUCACACUUUCUUUCAGGAUUACAGCCAGCUGAAAUACCCAGGCCACUCGUUGCACAACUACCACCGGCCGGCCGAGCAUCCUGGCUUUUACCCCUCCGCAAACAACCGACGGCCAGCGGCCCCCUUUAGGCAGAGUGCUAACUACGGAGUGCAGUACCCGGACUCCUACCCGCCAAAGAAGACGGAGCAUCUGGAUCACCGUCACAUCCCAAAAUUGCAGGAUGUCUGGAACGCAGACAAACCCUUCCUUAACACUGCGAACAUCUUCGCCAAAGGGAUCAAGAUAUCGGGACUGGCAAUCACGGUCAACCAAGGACAGACCCCUCCAGAUGGGGCAGUAGCUCUUUCAAGGCCUGAGAAACAGGACUCACAGGAUGGAAGUAUGGACAUAGAAAUGACCGAGUCACUCCCCGAGCUCUAUUGGCAACCGGGCCGCCUCCUUGGGCCAGACCCCCAACAGAGAGCUACAAUUUCUCAUGCCGAAGGCUUUAUCAGACCGGCUGAUAUGGGUAAUAAUGUCCUUUCGGCAACGUGCCGAAGCCACAUUGUUGUAUUCAAGCGCCCCCCAGGAGUUGGACUUGGUUGGGGUGACUUUGAUCGCGUCUAUGAGUGGCAGUUACUUGGCCGCAAGGUUCAAAAGUCGAUGGUGCGAGCUCAGAGGUUUCAGCAAUCGAACUCUCCCCACAUGACCUUCAUUUCCGAGUUGACCGGCUGCCUUCAUAUUGUACGAACAGAUUCGACCAAGAUUGAAUCUCGAAGAAAUCUCAAGAAACCCAACUUGUGGCAGAAGCUCAAAAAUGGCCAGAACUAA
Messenger RNA from Fusarium subglutinans, 1224 nucleotides. RefSeq lists its product as uncharacterized. Gene Ontology annotation, molecular function: RNA binding. The record is from RefSeq and is a predicted model, not a curated record. The coding region runs from base 1 to 1224 and encodes 407 amino acids. The transcript is spliced from 3 exons. Lineage: Eukaryota; Fungi; Ascomycota; Sordariomycetes; Hypocreales; Nectriaceae.